Molecule: messenger RNA, 1188 nt
Organism: Populus trichocarpa (black cottonwood)
Lineage: Eukaryota; Viridiplantae; Streptophyta; Magnoliopsida; Malpighiales; Salicaceae
Product: ABC transporter I family member 20
Exons: 1
Coding region: 36-1025 (329 amino acids)
Molecular function (GO): ATP hydrolysis activity; ATP binding
Source: RefSeq, a predicted model, not a curated record
AUUAAAAACAGAGACCGCUCUCUCAGAUUGUUGUGAUGGGCGAUAUGGAGCAUCAAGAACCAACAAUAGAUAUCAACGGCUUGAGAUUCACGUACCCAGGAAUAGACGGUCACCCACCGCCUGGGUCCAAACCGUUGAUCGAUGAGUUCUUUCUCACCCUCAAUUCUGGUGAUCGAUGCCUUCUUGUUGGAUCCAACGGCGCUGGGAAAACUACAAUUCUGAAGAUAUUAGGAGGAAAACACAUGGUGGAACCCCAAAUGGUUCGUGUUCUAGGAAGGUCUGCUUUUCACGACACUGCUGCUUUAACUUCUUCUGGACAUCUUUCUUAUCUUGGAGGAGAGUGGAGGCGAGAAGUUGCUUUUGCUGGUUUUGAGGUUCCGAUACAAAUGGAUAUUUCUGCGGAGAAGAUGAUAUUUGGGGUGGCAGGUAUUGAUCCUCAAAGAAGAGCUGAGCUAAUCAAGGUAUUGGACAUUGAUCUGUCAUGGAGGAUGCACAAGGUUUCUGAUGGCCAGAGAAGGCGGGUGCAAAUUUGCAUGGGUCUCCUGAGGCCAUUCAAGGUUCUUCUUCUUGAUGAGAUAAUGGUUGACCUCGAUGUGCUAGCAAGGGCUGACCUUCUGAAGUUUCUAAGAAAGGAAUGUGAAGAGCGAAGUGCUACAAUUAUCUAUGCAACACAUAUAUUUGAUGGUUUGGAGGAGUGGCCAACGCAUAUUUUGUAUGUUGCUCAUGGGAAGUUGCAAUUCGCAAUGCCAAUGGCCAAAAUAAAAGAGACUAGUAAUUUGUCACUAAUGAGAACAGUGGAGAGCUGGCUGAGGAAGGAAAGAGAUGAGGAGAGGAAAAGAAGACAAGAGAGAAAGGCAGGAGGUCUUCCAGAAUAUGAAAAGCAGGUUGAGGGAAGUCGAGUGACCGGUGAUCCAGCUCGUGUUGGUGCUCGUGUUAUGAACAAUGGUUGGGCUGCAGGAAGGCUGCACUCCACCAUUGCGGGUGAAGAGAACUUCUUCUUGAGCUCAAACAGAGUUUUGAGAUAGUAGAUAAAUUCAAUUGAAAAAAUGAGAGAUCUGCUUGCUAUCAACAUUUAUACAGCUGGGAAUUAGUAUUCAUACAUACACGUUUUGCUCUUUUUUACUUUCAAGUCUUUGUUGAGUGAGCAUAAAAAACGAUGUUCAAAAUAAUAGAUAGCAUCAUCUUAUU